This is a messenger RNA of Astrephomene gubernaculifera, 1048 nucleotides long. NCBI's taxonomy places the organism in Eukaryota, Viridiplantae, Chlorophyta, Chlorophyceae, Chlamydomonadales, Astrephomenaceae. The record is from the annotation of a GenBank genome assembly.
CAUAACAUGAUGCUCCCUUCCAUGCUUCAUAACUGGUAUUUCAUGUAGUUAUGGCGUCUUGGGCAUCAUUAAGAUACGCCUAACUGCCAUUCAAGAGGCGUUCGCUGAUGAUUAUGGGAAAGCUCUAGGCCAAGCCAUUUUGUCCUUGAGCUAUCUUGAAUAUGAUUCGGUAUAGUGACUGCAGCACUGCGUUCCUUCUUUCAGCUGCAAUUUCGGUACACUGCUGGUAGUUGCUUAGACGUCGUGUCUUGCCUACUAGCGCUGGUGCAAGAUCUUGCAAUAACACCACUACAGCUGAGUCCUUACAAGGCUUUCUCAGCGCUGGACUAGUCCGGUUGUGACUCCUCGUCAUUACGCUUGCUGGAAGCCAUCGGAGCCGCGUAUCCAACCUACGAAAGUUUCUUCUUCCAGCUCCCUCCAAUCCUUUCAUACAGUAGACAGUUGAACCAGCUGCUCGCAAGCGCAAAAUGUCAAACACAAUGGGAGAAUCCACACGGGCCCGCCUAGCGGGCGUCAUCCGCUCGGUCAACGCUGGAGGCGCCGGUGGUGGCGGCGACCGUGCCCCCGGCAACUACGUGGGUGGCUAUGCUGGCGGUCUGGGCGGGACGUGGGGCAAGGCACCCACCAACCGGGGAGUUGACCCUCGCGCGGCUGAUGGCGGGGGCGGUGGAGGCGGACCAGCCAGGCCCGCCUCAGCCGGCCGCCAGCGCCCCGCCUCAGCCACCGGCGGAGGCGGAGGAGGCGGCGUUGCUCCCUUCGGCAGUCCGGGUGGCCCCGCCGCCCCCUACAGCAGCCUGCUUGGCUCCCCCGGUGCCGGCGCCCUAGCGGGCGGGGUGCGGGAGCGCAUCCGACCCGCCUCCAGCGGCGCUAAGAACGCGUGGGACGAGCUGCCCAGGCGCGAGCUGCCUCGGUCGCCGCCGUUCGGGACCACAACCAAGCAAAUCAAGCCCGCCUCCGCCACACUAGCCGGCGGCAGGACCACCAAGCCCCUCGCAGGCAUCGCACUAGACCUCAAGUCUCCCGGGCUAGGGCACAUAGAGGCCACCGC